Molecule: messenger RNA, 767 nt
Organism: Fusarium vanettenii 77-13-4
Lineage: Eukaryota; Fungi; Ascomycota; Sordariomycetes; Hypocreales; Nectriaceae
Exons: 5
Coding region: 40-381 (113 amino acids)
Biological process (GO): iron-sulfur cluster assembly
Cellular component (GO): mitochondrion; L-cysteine desulfurase complex
Source: RefSeq, a predicted model, not a curated record
CUCUUCCCCGUUCCUUGCAACCCACAACCAUCCCCGAUAAUGUCUGUCGUUGCAACUCUCAAGGGCGACAUGCCGCAGCAAGUACGAUCACUCUACCGCCAAUUAUUACGGCAAGGCGAGCAAUUCGCCGCGUACAACUUCCGCGAGUAUGCCAAGCGACGGACGAGGGAUGCGUUCCGAGAGCACAAGGAUGAGCAGGAUCAGCGAAAGGUGCAGGAGCUGGUUCAACAUGGUUUGAAGGAGCUUCAGGGCAUGAAGAGGCAAACAGUCAUUAGCCAGUUCUACCAACUGGACCGGUUAGUUGUCGAGGGUGGGAUCUCGGGCAAGCAGACGGGCAAGCAUGGAGGGAUCGUGAGGCAGAAGGAGCAGGGUUACGACUGAACGAACCGAAGCACGACGACAUCUUCCAUCCAACUCAAAUAAAAAUCCAAGAGACGAAUCGAGUGUACAGUAGGACUUUGGGGAGCUAUGUAUAUGUAUCGGAUACCACACAAGGGGUUUGAGGGCGACGGCGGACCGUGAGGGCUGCGCCGAACCUGAACAAGGAGGGUGCAUCACGGUUGGGGACAUUAACGUUAGACGGCGAAUCUCAAUUCUUCCUGGCUUGGCUUCUCUACUACUUGAAGGUCUAUUGCUGUGCUUGGCUGAGCUUGCUUCGGCUUGCUGUGGUUGCCGGCCAUUGCAUCCCCGGUUUCAGUGUGCCCCUCGAGGACGGGAGUGACAGUACGACGACAACAGCGUAGGACAUAAUGACCCCAACUCCUCUG